Messenger RNA from Debaryomyces tyrocola, 1488 nucleotides. The record is from the annotation of a GenBank genome assembly. Lineage: Eukaryota; Fungi; Ascomycota; Pichiomycetes; Serinales; Debaryomycetaceae.
AUGAAUAGAGUGAACGGCAGAUUGUUAAGAACUAGGAUUCCUCGGGGUUUUCGUCGCUAUAGUCAAUACAACUACCAGUAUCAGCAGUACCAGCAAUAUCAACCUCCAAAGACAUCAUGGACCAAGCGUAUUUUAUAUACGGGGAUUGGACUCGCCGGAUUUGGAUCGUACGUUUAUUACUUCUGGUGGCCUAAGCAUACAUUCCCAUCUUCAGUAGCCAAGAUAUUGCGUAAGGGAUUGUGGGCUGAAUCCGAUAGGGGAGAAAACGAUUACCAAUUGGCAUUGAAAUACUAUCUCGAAGCCAUCGACCAUUGUCACGAAAUAGAGGUGGAUCCAUUGAGUGACGAAUACACGGGGAUUCAGUUGAAAGUAGGGGAAAUGUUUGAACGGUUGGACAUGUUGGAGGAUGCAGCAUUUGUCUACAAUGAGAUUGCGACCCUCUAUUUGAAGGUAUUGACAGCAACCCCAAACUCGGAGGAUGGAAAGAGGAUCAGAUCGAGAGAUCAUCGGGCACAUUUGAUCCAAAAGGACUUACGUUUGGCUAUUAAGUUGGUGGAGUUGAACAAAGCCAAUGCCCAGUUGUCCAAGGCCAUUUUGAUGACCCACUUGUUAAUCGCACAGGAUGAAGUGCACAAGAAAUUGGGACCCAACGGCAACAUUUCACGAUUGACCCCCAACACUUCUGGAUCCGACUAUAAGGCUACGAUAGAUAGCACAUCCAUUGAAAUAAGUAACGAUGGUAUUACCACUACUAUUAAUAAGAAUCCUUCGGCGUGGGAACCAUUUGUAGACGAAUUUUUCAAUGCCAUGGACUUGUUGACAGCAAUUUGCAUUUCCACAGGAGACCUUGCUAUGGCAUCCAAGGUAAAGAUAUCCAUGACUGAAUGGAUGCUUCUUGCUGAUGUCGAGCCGCAUAAAGUGUUGUUAUCGCAAUGCAACUUGGCAUCAUUGCUUUAUUUACAAGCAGAGGAGUACGAAUCGAAGGAAGUCGCCUCUAGGAGAAAAUUCUUUGAAGAUUCCGGUCUCAACUUUGACGACUAUAGGAAUUCUUCCCAAGAAACCUUAAAAGAUAGCGACGUAUUGGAAAAGUUGGAUAAAGAAAUAGAGGAAAAACAACGUAAUGAGUAUCUGCUGGUAAUCCAAAAUAAGGAAAAGUGCAUAGAAUUAUCUAUAAAGUCUUACGAGUCGGUUCUCGAGUUUGCUAAAAAUCUUCCUCAAGAAAUAAUAUCCAAUAAUAACACCAUCAAUGAGACUGUGGCGUUGGCAACGUAUGGAUUAGGAGUAGUUAAUUUACACUUAGCACAAUAUGAAAAGGCUGAGAGGUUGUUACGUGAAGCGAGGGUCAGAUCCAAGACCUGUGGUUAUGAUGAUUUAAUUCUUGAAAUUGAAAGAGAAUUAUCCAAGUUAUUCAAAGAAAAAAAGCUGCUUGAAAAGGGAAAGAGAGCCAAUAAAGGGGAUAUCGAAAUGGACAUACAUAUGAAAAAAUAA